Messenger RNA from Glycine soja, 735 nucleotides. RefSeq lists its product as uncharacterized. Lineage: Eukaryota; Viridiplantae; Streptophyta; Magnoliopsida; Fabales; Fabaceae. The coding region runs from base 130 to 555 and encodes 141 amino acids. The record is from RefSeq and is a predicted model, not a curated record. The transcript is spliced from 5 exons.
CACAACUUCCAAUUUAUUACUCAGUUAAGCUCUCUUCUUCGAAUUGCAAGGAAGAAAAACCUGAAGAAAACUCUACCCUAUUUGUUUAAGGAUUAACCUGCACAUUUCUUCCCAAGAUUUUUCUUCAAAAUGAAGCCUUCUUUUGUAGUCUCUCUUCUGCUUUUAUCACUCAUCCUGGCAAAAACUCAAGGGAUUCGUCUGGGGAAAGUGUCUUCAGCAGUUCAGCAACAGAAACAACAUGAUGGAGAAACUACUUUGUUGAAAAGAAGUAACACUGGUGCUGAGGAAGCUUCUCUCUGCAAAGAGAACGAAUUAUGCACAGGAAACAUAAAGAAUAGGAAACUCGUUACCAUUCCCGUUUCUACAACCCAAUCCCUCUCCAAGAAUGUGGAAGAGUCCAAGGUUGACCCCUCGGUAAAUGGCAAUUCUAGAAAUGUGGAUACAUUGAGCACUUCGAAGCACAAAGAUGUCCCUGAGGAGCACUACCAUGACCUUGUAGAGAUAACUGAGAUGGACUAUUCUCCAGCAAAGAGAAAGCCUCCUAUACACAACUGAGUCUAGGGAUGAUCAACUAGAAAAAAAACUGACAAAGUUCCGUAUAUUAGGAUCAAUAAAAUAUAGACAGAGAUGUUGGACAGCAUUGCAGAAAAUGCUGCAGUUUUUUUGGCUUAGAAUAUGAUUUGUACAUUAUUAUCCUGUCACCUUUUAUUGAUUAUAAUAUAUAUUUUGAAAACA